Molecule: messenger RNA, 1759 nt
Organism: Actinia tenebrosa (Australian red waratah sea anemone)
Lineage: Eukaryota; Metazoa; Cnidaria; Anthozoa; Actiniaria; Actiniidae
Product: protein rolling stone
Cellular component (GO): membrane
Source: RefSeq, a predicted model, not a curated record
AAAUGCAUUGUAUUUGUAACUGUCUGCUCUGAUAUCCUUGUAUAUUAGGGUCGCCAUUUACCACACGUUUAUCUAACAUUUAUAGAUAUUCUGUCCCUUCCCGUACGAUGCCAGCCGGAAUGGACCUCAAGGAAUUGCUUUUAAGUGAACUUCAGUUAAAGAAUUUUCGCCUACUUUAUCACGACGCUUCGGAUUUUACAGAAUCUCCGUUCUUUGCAGUGCUGUUUGUYGUUCUAUAUCGCCUUUUCUUCGCUAUCUACUGUUUUGGUUGGCUCAUUGCAAGUGGUCUUCAUCCAAGUAAUGGCGACGAGAAGUGGUUCAUCUACCUAAYCAACUGGUCAUAUUUCUUUCUUACUGUAUACUUCGUCUGCUCUAUGAUCCUAACAGCCAUUUAUUACCGCGGGGAGUGGAUGGUCGGGGAAUAUGAUGUACAAAACCAUGACGUCCUUAAGCCAAAAUCUCGAUCAAGACCCGGUGAACUUAACCAACAACCUCAAGAAGAUCUGGAAGAAAAUGUUGUGAAUCCCUUGGACUUACGUCACCAAGAGCCAGUCCACUGGUACCACCAAACAAUAUGGGCAGUCUUUAACAUCGCUGCUACUAAUGCUGUUGUUGUAACCGUGUYAUAUUGGACUGCGASKUACCCYMAKUACCCAGACUCCUACACUCCUAACGGUCUGGACAUAAGUACCCAUCUACURAAUACUAUCUUUAUUUUGAUUGACAUAUGUCUGAGCUGUAUGCCCAUWAGAUUAUAUCAUGUCAUUUAUCCCAUGUUAUUCUUCUUUGUCUAUGUUAUAUUCACUGUCGUAUACUGGGCUAGUGAUGGUACUAAUGUCGGAGGUCACAUGUAUAUCUAUAAGACCUUAGAYUACACAGGGAACCCAGGAUCUGCUGCAGCAUUAAUUCUAGGGUACAUGUUUAUUGGUCUGGUUCUUACGCAGUUGAUUCUGUUUGGUUUGUCUAAGUUACGCUCUUGGAUCAGUGAAAAGGUCUAUAGCGGCAGGAGAAGAGGUUAUGAAGUUAACGUGUAGUUGCUAGUGUAUUGUAGGAUCUGUUGUACCAUGGAUCGUAUUAUGUUAGAUUGAAGAGUUAGUCAGUACCUACGCUAUAGCCCCUACAGUAGAUGUGUCAUAGACCUAACGCUGUGUAGCAGAUCAAAAUUUACAGGGCAAGCCAAUGGCUGUACUAUAGCCUAUAGUAAAUUGAUCCAUUGUCCUUCCAUUGUGUCAUAUAGACCCUACCGCGGUAGCCGGCAGACCUCAGGGUAAGUCAGUACAUACYUAAACUCUAGGCCAUACAUUUGACCCAUUUUAACACAGGCGUGUGUCAAAGAUUUUCUUGUAGUCCYCAAAUCUUAGAGGUAUAGCCCAUACAGUGAUCGAGAUCAGCUUGGUACUGAGCUAUAGACACCUUGCAACGCGUUGGAAUGUAGCUCAAUUUGGAGGACACAGCAAUAGGUUUCCAAUUCUCAUGAGAUUGAACUUCAUUUUGUUUUGUCCUCCAAAUUGAGCUGCUUUGACGUCACAUGCAAGGGWUAUAUAGYUYAUAAGAUGAYUGCAUGCAUUAGCCGGAAUAAUUUAUUACUAAAUCAGUAAGAAUUAAGUAUUCAUCUUAAAAGAAAAAUUAGAGACAUUUAUUGUAUUUAAUAAUAUUAAGCUUUCGUGCAUGAGUAUUUCUUUAAAAUAAUAUACCUUAUGACCCACUUUUAUCGACAAAAAGUAAAUUAAUGAAAUAAAUAGAUGAAGGAAUAAAACUA